This is a messenger RNA of Microplitis demolitor, 2383 nucleotides long. RefSeq names its product BUD13 homolog. Gene Ontology annotation, biological process: mRNA splicing, via spliceosome. Gene Ontology annotation, cellular component: RES complex; U2-type spliceosomal complex. The transcript is spliced from 2 exons. The coding region runs from base 78 to 1805 and encodes 575 amino acids. The record is from RefSeq and is a predicted model, not a curated record. Gene Ontology annotation, molecular function: RNA binding. Lineage: Eukaryota; Metazoa; Arthropoda; Insecta; Hymenoptera; Braconidae.
GUUCCAACCUCCUAACAGAAUACAGAUGAGGUAAAAUAUAUCAAUAUAUAGGUAUAUAAAUAUUAAUUACAAUAAUUAUGGAAACUAAAAAAAUAAGUCAAAAGGAGUAUUUAAAAAAAUAUCUCAAAAGCGGUAAUGAUAAAAAAAAUAAAACUAAAAAAAAGUUGAAAAUCAAAAAUCCAAGAGUAACAGUCAUUGAUGACGACAUCAACUUGGAAAACAUACGUCCUAUGGACGAUGCAGAAUAUGAUAUUAUCAAUGCAACAGAAGAUGCACCGAUGAUAGUUGGUGUUAUUGAUGAACGUGGACCAGUUGACUUUGAUGAUAAAAAAAAGUGGAAAAUAAUAGCUGAUGAUGGUGAUGGAAAUGUUGCGGUUAGUUCAAAUAAAAAUAAUUGUGAUAGUAAUGAUAGUUAUGGCAAAGUAUCAAGAAAUAAUACUCAAGAACAAUUGAAUAAUAAAUUAACAAAUCAUGAUAGAAAUGAUUUAACUGAAAAUGAGCAACUGCCUUCUAUUAAACAGUCAACAUCUAGGCAUAAUAAAUCUCAUAAGCGACAUAGAAGUCGGUCUGACUCUAACUCAUCUUCACAGUCAGAUUCAAAAAAUGACAAACGAUCAAGUAAUUCUAAAAGACAUUCUGACCUAAGUCCACCCAGAUCUUCGCAUGACCGUAAGAAUUCAGAAAAAUCUUCCCAACAAACUGAAUAUGACUCUGAUUUAGACGUACCAAGAGUGUCCCAUAAAUCUUCACGUGAAAGAAAGAGUAAGCAUGAUCGACAUUCAAGAUUUAAUUCAGAAUCUGAUUCAAGACACGCAAGAUAUUCUGAUUUCAAUUUGAGUCCUUCCAGAAAAUCGAAAAAUAAUUCACGUGAAACAAAACAAACGAGAGAUGAUUCCGAUUCGGAUUUAAAUCUUCCCAGAAAGUCCAGUAAUAAUUCACGUGAGUCAAAUCAGAUGAGACAUGAUUCAGAUUUAGAUUUAAGUCCUCCUAGAAAAUCAAAGCAUCACUCACGUGAGUCAAAACAGACAAAUCAUGGAUCAGAAUUAAAUUCGAGUCAUAGAAAAUCGAAGCAUCAUUCACAUGAAUCAAGAAAAUUUAGACAUGAUCAGAAACAUUCAUCUCGGCGUCAUGAAUCAAGAUGGAGUAAAAAUACACCACCACCUUCAACUUCAGAUGCUGAUGGUCGAUUAAAAAAGACUUUGGAUGGUAAAACUGCUGGCUUACAGGAUGCUGCAGGAUUAAGAGAAGAAACUUUCGCUCAUAAACAAAAAGAAAAAGAAAUAUUUAAUAAUAUGAGUGCUGAAGUAAGUGGAUAUGGUCAAGCUCCAGUAAUGAGAGACCGAAAAACUGGUAAACGACGUGAUUUAAAAGCUGAAGAAUUGGAACGUCAAGAAAAAGAAAAACGUCAGCAAGAAAUAAAUGAUAAAUAUUCUAAAUGGGGACGAGGACUUAAGCAAGUUGAUGACCGGACUGAAAAAUUGAAACAGGAUUCAUAUGAGAUGACUAAACCAUUGGCCAGGUAUGCUGAUGAUGCUGAUCUUGAUGCUCUCCAAAGAGCAGAGGAACGAGAAGGAGAUCCCAUGCUGAAUUUUAUAAAAGAAAAACAAAUAAAAGAAGGCAAAAGACAACCAGACAAACCAAGUUAUCAAGGCUCUUAUAUGCCCAAUCGGUUUGGUAUAAAACCAGGCUACCGUUGGGAUGGAGUUGAUCGAAGUAAUGGUUAUGAAAAGAAAUGGUUCGAGGCUAAGAAUGCUCGUGUUGCUGUUCAAGAAGAAGCCUACAAAUGGAGUACGUCUGAUAUGUGAAUGAUUUUUUUUAUUUUCGGUUUUAUUGACUGAAAUAUUUUUAAAUAAAUUGAUGUAUAUAAUUUUUUUUUUUAAAUUAUUAAAUGAAUACGUAUUACAUAAAAUGCUAUAUUGUAUAAUAUGUUAGAGGUAAUUAACUGUAAAAACAAGAUAAUAAUAAUUUAUAUUAUUAAGAAAAGACGGAAAAUUUUGUUCCAGACAUAUCUACAUGAUAGAAUUACUUAAUGUUCUUAAAUAUGAUAUUGUUAAUAAGGUCUUGACUUAACUCAGUGCCUUUUCAUGAAUUAAACUCUUUUUUAUUGCCAAGUAUCGAGAUGAAUCAGUUUAUCUAUAUCAUUUGAAUUACAUUUAAAUUGCACGGGAAAAAAAGAUCGUAUUUAUUUUCAUUAAAAUAAAUUAAUAUUUUAAUUAUUCUGUUACUGAAUAUGACUUAAUGUAUUUAACUAUCAUAUAUAUAAUUAAGAGAGUAAGAAAAAUUUACUCCAUGUCAUGUCUCCUUUGAUAAUAAAAAUUAAACAAAUUUAAUUUGGUAUCAGUGAAUAAAAAUAUAUUAGAUUAAUAAAAAAAAUUUGACCGUA